This is a messenger RNA of Solenopsis invicta (red fire ant), 1366 nucleotides long. RefSeq names its product group XIIA secretory phospholipase A2 (gene GXIVsPLA2). The transcript is spliced from 3 exons. The record is from RefSeq and is a predicted model, not a curated record. The coding region runs from base 418 to 1044 and encodes 208 amino acids. Gene Ontology annotation, molecular function: calcium ion binding; A2-type glycerophospholipase activity. Gene Ontology annotation, biological process: phospholipid metabolic process; arachidonate secretion; lipid catabolic process. NCBI's taxonomy places the organism in Eukaryota, Metazoa, Arthropoda, Insecta, Hymenoptera, Formicidae. Gene Ontology annotation, cellular component: extracellular region.
UUUUUACCAGUCGCACUUAUCAGUCGAAAUUACGCUAAUUAUUUGAUACGAAUGAAAAGUUACAUGACAAAGUAUAAAGAGCAAGCGUACAGUUCAACUGUUUUUUUUUUCCGUCCUCUCCCUGCCUUCGAUAUCCCCUCCACUUUUCUCAUACACAGAUCAGACUUGUAGCAGCUAGUAAAGCUAGUUUAUUAAUUUAUUAGUAAGUGAAAAAUAAAACGAAUCUAAGCCAAGACGCGGUAAUUAAGUCGACGUGGCCAACAACGCGGGGCACCACGUGUCAAUGACGGUGCAGUGGACACACGCACGCACCAGUCUAAAAAUACACUCGCAGUCCGGUGAGACAGUACCGCUCGAUCGCGAGAACAUCGUGUCGAUCCAUAGGCCGAUCGGCCGAAGGUUCGCGGAAGCGAGAGGAUGGAUCUGACGCGUUAUCGAAAAAUCAUAAUCUACGUGCUGACAUUCCUCGCGUACGCUUGGUCCGGCUACGGUGCUGGACUGCUGACGAAUCUGCGGGAUGCCGUGCUGGCGGCGGAGACAGUCUUCCAGGACCUGUUCGCCAACGCCAUCACCGUGGCGAAGAAGAUCAAGGACAUACACGAAGUAUUCGACGCCGCCGUCGAGGAGAACUGCGUCUUCAAAUGUUCCGACGGAUCGACGCCAAAAGCAGACUGGAAUCAUAAACCGCAAAGUGAUGGAUGCGGUUCCCUCGGUAUCCAGGUGAACCAGGAAUACCUUCCGCUCACCGAAAUGACGAAAUGCUGUGACCUCCAUGACAUUUGCUAUGACACUUGUAACACGGACAAGGAGAAAUGCGAUAUAGAAUUCAAGAGAUGCCUCUACAGAUAUUGCGAUUCGUAUCAAACAACCGCCCUCAGCAUUGUUAAUACGUGUAAAGCCGCGGCCAAAGCCCUCUUCACGGGGACGACCGCACUGGGUUGCAAGAGCUUCCUGGACGCUCAGAAACAGGCCUGUUACUGCCCCGAUAAGUGGAGCAAAAACAAGAAACCGAAAAAGGCGGCCCAGGCCGGCGGAGAUUUAUAACGUUGGACGUACAAUAUAAAAAUAACAAUAUAAUUUAUAUAACAAAGCAUAUUAAAUAGAAUAGAAAGCAUCAACCCUGCUGAUAAACAAAAUCUCAGAUUAUUUUGUAAUGCGUUCGUUAUAGCAUAAUUUAUAAAAAACUUCAGAUUAAAUAUGAGAAAUGUAAAUUUUAUAAAGAAAAUGACAGCUAUUAUGCAUUUCUUGUAACUAUAAGCAUUAUAAUUGUAAUUAAAUUACUAAUUAAAAUAAUUGUAUUAGUAUAAACUAAUUGUAAUUACUAAUUAAAAUAAUUGUAUUAAAGAUAGAGAAGACAUAUACGCAG